Messenger RNA from Malassezia japonica, 939 nucleotides. RefSeq names its product cytochrome c1 (gene CYT1). NCBI's taxonomy places the organism in Eukaryota, Fungi, Basidiomycota, Malasseziomycetes, Malasseziales, Malasseziaceae. Gene Ontology annotation, molecular function: heme binding; electron transfer activity. The record is from RefSeq and is a predicted model, not a curated record. The transcript has 6 exons. Gene Ontology annotation, biological process: mitochondrial electron transport, ubiquinol to cytochrome c. Bases 1 to 939 code for a protein of 312 amino acids.
AUGGCGCAGCUGUUCUCUUCCUCUGCUCGUGUUGCCGCCCGCGCGGCAUCUAAGGCCGGCCAGGCGCAGUCGUCGAUGCUCACCUCGCGCACGUCGGCCAUUGCUGCGACUGCUGUGACCGUUGGCUCGAUCGCCUGGUACCAGCAGCUGUACGGUGAGCUCCCCUUCCUGGAGAAGCUCAGCGCGAACAGCCCCGCUGAGGACGGUUUGCACCCCCCGGCCUACCCCUGGCCCAACUCGGGCUUCCUUGACACCUUUGACCACGCCUCGAUCCGCCGUGGUUUCCAGGUGUACCAGGAGGUCUGCAGCACCUGUCACUCGCUCUCCCGUGUGGCCUGGCGUAACCUGGUCGGCGUUUCGCACACUGUCGAUGAGGUGAAGGAAAUGGCCGCCGAAGUCGAGUACGAGGACGGCCCCAACGAUGACGGUGAGAUGUUCCAGCGCCCGGGUAAGCUCGCCGACUACCUCCCGAGCCCCUACCCCAACGAGGAGGCUGCUCGUGCCGGUAACGCGGGUGCUCUUCCUCCGGACCUGAGCCUGAUCGUCAAGGCCCGUCACGGUGGUGCGGACUACAUCUUCUCGCUCCUGACUGGUUACUGUGACCCCCCUGCUGGCGUCACGAUCCCCGAGGGCAUGAACUACAACCCCUUCUUCCCGGGUACUCAGAUUGCCAUGGCUCGUGUUCUCUUUGACGGCCUCGUGGAAUACGACGACGGUACCCCUGCUACGACCAGCCAGAUGGCCAAGGACGUUGUCCAGUUCCUGCACUUUGCUGCUGAGCCCGAGCACGACGAGCGGAAGCGGGCCGGUUUCAGGGCCGUGAUCCUCCUCUCGGGUCUCUUUGCUCUCUCCGUCUGGGCCAAGCGCUUCAAGUGGUCGCCGAUCAUGAACCGCAAGAUUGUCUAUGACCCCCCGAAGGGCGGCAAGCCCCACCACUAA